AUGCACAGAUGCUUUGAUGGAGUUAGGGCAUCGAACGGAGACCCUCCAUCAGACAACGUGCUCUCCGCCGUUGGCCUGCGCCCGCAGUUUUUCAUCUCCGAUCAGCCGCGCAAGCGGCACAAGGGGGCUUUAGUGGGUAUGGAUGCACUCUCCAGCAUCGAGUCCCACAUCACCGCAGUGCCAGACAUUGUGGUAUGCGUAAGUGCAUUUCCUCCUCGUUCUGUGGGCGCACAGCCAACGUCGGUUGUCGUAAAACGCACACUGAAGAAAAGAAAAAAAAACAACCGGACGUCCCUGGCGAUGCCGGCCACCUCACCGUGGUGCCAGGGUCCAGUGCCCCGUCCAGGGGGAAGCCAAGAGCCCGCAUUAUACUCAGUCGCUGUUGACUGGGGCGGGCGGCAGGCUGUCGACAACCAGAGAGAGAGAGAGCAAGCAGCAUCACCGGCACUCUGGGGUGAAUGA
Molecule: messenger RNA, 462 nt
Organism: Trypanosoma conorhini
Lineage: Eukaryota; Euglenozoa; Kinetoplastea; Trypanosomatida; Trypanosomatidae
Exons: 1
Coding region: 1-462 (153 amino acids)
Source: RefSeq, a predicted model, not a curated record